This is a messenger RNA of Pteropus alecto (black flying fox), 2399 nucleotides long. Its product is annotated as transport and Golgi organization protein 1 homolog. Gene Ontology annotation, cellular component: endoplasmic reticulum membrane; endoplasmic reticulum exit site. NCBI's taxonomy places the organism in Eukaryota, Metazoa, Chordata, Mammalia, Chiroptera, Pteropodidae. The record is from RefSeq and is a predicted model, not a curated record. The transcript is spliced from 8 exons. The coding region runs from base 24 to 2399 and encodes 791 amino acids. Gene Ontology annotation, biological process: protein secretion; endoplasmic reticulum to Golgi vesicle-mediated transport; vesicle cargo loading. Gene Ontology annotation, molecular function: protein binding.
CGGCUCCCCGCGGCGACCACAACAUGGCUGCGGCGCCCGGGCUGCUCUUCUGGCUGCUGCUGCUCGGGCCGCCCUGGCGGGUGCCGGGCCACCCGGAGCCGGACGCGAACCGGCGCUUCUCCGAGCACAAACUGUGCGCGGACGACGAAUGCAGCAUGUUGAUGUACCGGGGUGAGGCUUUAGAAGAUUUCACAGGCCCGGACUGUCGUUUUGUGAAUUUUAAGAAGGGCGACCAUGUGUAUGUGUACUACAAACUGGCAGGGGGAGCGCCUGAAGUUUGGGCUGGAACUGUUGGGCGUAAUUUUGGAUAUUUUCCGAAGGAUUUUAUUCGGGUAGCCCAUGAAUAUAUUGAAGAAGAGCUGAAAGUCCCAGCAGACGAGACAGAUUUUGUUUGUUUUGAUGGGGGAAAAGAUGAUUUUGAUAAUUAUAAUAUAGAAGAACUUUUAGGAUUUUUAAAAUUGCCCGAGUCUGCAACUGGAGACUCUGGGAAAGCUAUAGAAAAAACUUCUCAGCAUGUGGAAAACCCGGAAGUAUCUGAAGAAAGUGCCCUUGACCCAGCAGAAGCCAAUACAGAGGAGAGUGAAAGCGAACUCUCCGAAAACACUGAGGAACUCGAGGAAAGACACGAGGCUCGGAAGAACCCCCCUCACGUAAACCGUCAGACGGAUGACCCUCAGGGAGAAUCUUCAUUCGACCAUUUUGAAGAAAUGCUACAAGAGAAACUGAAAGUGCCGGAAAGUCAGAACAACAAAACCAGCAACAGUUCUCAGGUCGCAAAUGAACAAGAGCAGAUUGACGCUUAUAAGCUUUUGAAAAAAGAAAUGACUUUGGAUUUGAAAACCAAAUUUGGCUCAACGGCAGAUGCUCUUGUAUCUGAUGAUGAGACGACCAGACUUGUUACUUCAUUAGAAGAUGAUUUUGAUGAGGAUUUAGAUGACGAGUAUUACAUAGUUGGGAAGGAAGAAGAGGAUCAAGAAAGCUUUGAUGAGCUGCCGUUACUCACCUUUACGGAUGAAGAUCUGGAAACGCCGUUGGAAUCUGGAGCUGAGAAACAUUCACCAGAUAAAGAGCAGAAUUCAAGCGAAGAGGAUAAUAAGGCUGAGGUAACUCAGCCCCCUGGCAUCAGACACGAUGCUACUGUCACAGAAAGUGAACAAAUAAGUAUGGAUUUAGAGAAUUCUAGUUCAGAGGCAGAGGGAAGCGAUGAUGCAUUCGUCCCAGACGGCGAAUGGGGGGAGCCACAGUUAGCGGCAGAUUAUGUUGAGUCUGAAAAGGCAGAGGAUGGUCUUUUGAUUGUACACGGCCUUGAAACAAACAAGGACAAAGACCCAGAAGUGGACGCAGAACUUGGCAGUAAAGGAAAGGGGAGGACCGGUGAGGGGUCCCAGACGGACCUGCCGCGGAGUAAGAAAGGGCCAGAGGAUGAAAAGCAAGAAGGCGGGACUGUGCGCGGUUCUGCUCAGAGCCGUGACCUUGACUCGUUGCCGGCUCCUGGAAAGGACAGAGCAGCACUGACAUCGACCUUCGGUAACAAAGAAGGUGACCUAAAAGGAACAGUUGUUUCUGUCUCAAAAGAAACGCUCCAUGAAGAGAAGCCCGGGGAGCAGCUUUUGGAAGGUGGCUCAGACGGUGGGUCGGAACGCAAAGCUGCAGGGGACCCAAUGAAGGGAGAGAGGCUUAGGCAGGAAAGCUUGGGCGUCACGGCACCGGCACCCUCGGGAGACGAUCGGCAUAACGCAUCGUCCCAGGACCCGGUGGAGGAGGAAGCAGAUGUCUCAGUAAACGGCCCCGAACCGCACGUGCUUUCAGAGGAGCGUCAAAAUGAGGACCCGAGAACGCACAACCAGCCGAGGUCGUCCUCUCCCGGUGAGGGUGAGGUGGCCGGGUCGAGAGCGCUGGGGGCGCAGGGCGCCGCUCUCGGAGGGAGUCCGGCCGGGCACCAGGACCUGAUCUAUUUUGUCGGCUACACCCACGCCGCCGGGGAGGACACUGUGCCGCUGGCCGCGGCGCAGCCACCGGAGGCCGAAGAGGUACAACCACCGCUGGAAGAAAAUUUCCCCCUAGAGAACACAGAUGAUCUUCAGAUGCAGAAUCCUGAAGGGUUCGGCCCCUUGGAUCAAUCCACGACUGGUGACAUGAAUGUCUCAGAUGCGUCAGAGAAGCCAAAUACUGAGGAAGCUGUAGAGCCAGGGAUCGUUACAACUGACAGCUCUCCUGUGGAUGCCGCUGAUGGCAAAAAGCAACGAGAGACAAAUGCCGACGAGCCAGCCAGCGUCACGCCUUUGGAAAAUGCAAUUCUCUUAAUAUAUUCGUCCAUGUACUAUUUAACUAAGACGGAAAUUUCAAACGUACAAAAGCAGAAGAGUAAAAUGAAUCCACGGGCCCAUCAGCCAGCUUAA